Molecule: messenger RNA, 378 nt
Organism: Acanthamoeba castellanii str. Neff
Lineage: Eukaryota; Discosea; Longamoebia; Acanthamoebidae
Product: small nuclear ribonucleoprotein Sm D1, putative
Exons: 2
Coding region: 1-378 (125 amino acids)
Biological process (GO): spliceosomal snRNP assembly; RNA processing
Cellular component (GO): spliceosomal tri-snRNP complex; U4 snRNP; U1 snRNP
Molecular function (GO): RNA binding
Source: RefSeq, a predicted model, not a curated record
AUGAAGCUCGUCCGCUUCUUGAUGAAAUUGUCCAACGAAACGGUGACCAUUGAGCUGAAGAAUGGCACGAUCGUCCACGGCACCAUCACCGGCGUCGACAUCAGCAUGAACACCCAUCUCAAGGCCGUGAAAUUGACCCUCAAGGGCAAGAACCCCAUUAACCUCGACACGCUCAGCAUCAGGGGCAACAACAUCAGAUACUACCUUCUUCCCGACACCUUGAACCUCGACACCCUCCUGGUCGACGAUACGCCGCGGCCCAAGCCCACCAAGAAGGUCGGCGAGGCGGGGGUGCCCCGAGGGGACGUGGCGGCGGCAGGGGAGGGCCGCGCGGUGCCGGUGGCCCCUCGAGAGGACGCGGCAGGCGCUAAUCUCUAA